Hemibagrus wyckioides is the source of this 3544-nucleotide messenger RNA. RefSeq names its product bone morphogenetic protein/retinoic acid inducible neural-specific 3a, tandem duplicate 1 (gene brinp3a.1). The record is from RefSeq and is a predicted model, not a curated record. NCBI's taxonomy places the organism in Eukaryota, Metazoa, Chordata, Actinopteri, Siluriformes, Bagridae. Gene Ontology annotation, biological process: positive regulation of neuron differentiation; negative regulation of mitotic cell cycle. The transcript is spliced from 8 exons. The coding region runs from base 567 to 2852 and encodes 761 amino acids.
ACGGCGUACAGGAGCAUCAUCGGACACACACUAACACAGACACGAGGUGCAGGUCUAUGGAGUAUACACAGGCGCGGAGCAUCCCGAAUCACAUCGACAAGCAGAAGCCCCACAACUCGUGCACUGCUGUGCGGGGUUAAAACUUCCUUUCUGCCUGGACAGAGGCACGGACAUUGAAAGGAGAAGAAGUCUGCACGGGUCAGUCGACACAGGGACAGCUUUAAAUGUUUAUCAAGUGAAUUUUGAAUGAUAUUUGUCGGACUGCGUAUUACUGCGUACUGGACACCGGGAGUGCACGCGCGGACCACUGAGUGCUGACUGAUGUCACGCGCUGUGUUUUUCCGCCGCCGCCGUUUGCACUUCUCCAAAACACUGAGAUAAAGUGAGCGGAAGGUCAUCCGAAAAUGCAUGUCAACUGAUCCAAGAUUUUUUAUUUUUUUAUUUUUAGCGCUGUGAUUUGGAAAACUGGGAAUUGAUUGGGAAGUGAGUGAACAACCCAGCACUUAAAGAAGCACUUUCAGGAGGUGAGGAAAGUCCUGAGAGAAUGUGGAGUCGUGGGGUGAAGCAUGAGCUGCCGGUGUGUUGCUUUUAGACUGGCGUGUCUCAUGUGUCCAUGGGAGUGUAUUUUACUAAGCCUCCACUGCUGGGUUGUAGCCUCGGCCACAGGCUCGCGGGAUGCUGCUGGUCCAUUCGGCUGGCUCCUUUCAGACAAAGGGCCUUUUCAUCAGUCGCAGGAAUUUACGGAGUUUGUGGAGCGCUACCAACAGGGCUUCACCACCAGGUACAAAAUAUACAGAGAGUUCGGACGCUGGAAGGUGAACAGCUUGGCGCUGGAAAGAGAAGACAAUGGCAUUGCUUUGCCCCUCGACCCAGAGUUCAUGCAGACCAUCAGGCAGCUGGGCCGCCGUCCCACCCUCAGUGCCAUCACCGAAAACAUCAUCAAGAAAUACGGAACACACUUCCUGCUCUCGGCUACACUGGGAGGUGAAGAGGCUUUAACUAUUUUUGUAGACAAGAGGAGACUGAGCCGCACUGCCGACCCGACCGACACCAACAGCACAGCUGUGACUCUGGAGGCACUCCACCAGCUGGCUGCCUCCUACUUUAUAGACAGAGAGAGCACACUACGCAAACUGCACCACCUCCAGAUCGCCUCGACUGCCAUCAAGGUUACAGAAACAAGGACUGGCCCUCUAGGAUGCAGUAACUAUGACAACCUCGAUUCUGUCAGUUCGGUUCUGGUUCAGAGUCCUGAGAACAAGAUUUAUUUACAAGGGCUUCAGGCUAUUCUGCCUCACUACCUGAAGAGCCGAUUUGUCCAGGCAGCCCUCAGCUACAUCAGCUGCCACUCCGAAGGCCAAUUUAGGUGCAAGGACAAUGACUGCUGGUGCGAGUGCAGUGUGGAUUUCCCCCAGUGCAACUGCCCCACUGAGAACCUGGAGGCCAUGCAGGACAGCCUGAGGCUCAUAAGAGAGUCCUAUGACCAAGUCAACCAUGAGUUUGAGGAGUCAGAAGAGUUCCAGAAUUUUGUGCGAAGAUUACCGACGUUCUACGCUCUCAACACAUCUGCUAUAAGAUACUUUUGGAAAAUGGACCCGGCUGUACACCACCGCUUUCAACUGCUGGAGACUAGCACUCGACAGCUCCUCGGCAAAGCACAGCGGAUUGUCAGCAAGCUUUUCACUCUCAGCAAGAGGUGUCGAACUCAGCCCAAAAUAUCUGUGCCCAAAGAAAGGUCUUACAGUUACUGGAUGAACUACAUCCUUUCCCUUAUGUACUGCGGAGAAAAUAAUCAGCUAGGCACAUAUAUGGAAGAGAGAAGGGCCUGCUCUUGUCAGCAUGAGACUCCGUCCUGCCAAGGUAUCAUUCCAUGCAUGGUGGGUGAGGGGCAACUUUGUUCUUCCUGCUCCUAUGAGAACCGGUCACGGUGUGCCAGCUGUAACCCGGGUUAUACCCUGAGUCAAGGACUGUGCAGGAACAUCAUCCCUGACUCCACUGAUAACUACAUAGGUUUUGAGACCGAUCUCCAGGACCUCGAGUUGCGCUAUCUCCUCCAGAAGCGGGAUGGCCGAAUCAGCAUCAAUGCCAUGUUCAUUAGCAGCGAAGUCAGGCUCAACAACUGGUUCGACCCUUCAUGGAGGAAGAGGAUGCUCCUGACGCUGAAAAGCAACAAGUUUAAGUCCAGUCAUGUGCACAUGCUCCUGGGGAUUUCCCUUCAGAUCUGCCUUACUAAGAACAGCACCUUGGAACCCGUGUUGUCUAUCUACAUCAACCCAUUUGGAGGGAGUCACUCAGAGAGCUGGAUCAUGCCCAUAGACCAGAACAAUUACCCUGACUGGGAGAGGACCAAGUUAGACAUUCCCCUUGACUGUUAUAACUGGACGCUUACUCUGGGGAACAAGUGGAAGACGUUUUUCGAGACUGUACACAUAUACCUGAAGAGUCGCGUCAGAACAGCCUCAGCCCAUGGAAACGGCACAAUCUUUUAUGAGCCAUUGGACUACAUGGACUCAUCACGGAAUCUGGGUUAUAUGAAAAUCAACAGCAUGCAGCUGUUUGGUUACAGCAUGCAUUUUGAUCCCGAAGCAAUCCAGGACUUGAUCCUGCAGCUGGACUAUCCAUACACACAGGGAUCCCGGGAUUCAGCCCUGUUGCAGCUGUUAGAGAUCCGAGACCGUGUUAACCGACUGUCUCCACCAGGCCAGCAGCCUCUGGACCUGUUCUCCUGCUUACUGCGCCAUCGCCUAAAACUCUCCACUAAUGACGUGGUUCGAAUUCAGGCUGCUUUACAGGCCUUCAGUGCAAAACAGCCCAAUUCAAUGGAGUAUGAAACUACUAAACUGUGUAGCUAAUCAGACACUUUACUCUGUUCCUAACACUAAAGCAUAAACCAGAUCAUGCUUUAAAGAAUUUUAAAUCAUUUUUUUUAACUUCAGGAACAUUAAUAUGACUUUCAGUGGACAUUUGCAGUCCAUGCAUCUCUUUAUCAUUUUCAAACUACCUUCAUGGUUUAAAGUAUUUCAGUAGUAAUGUACUUGAAUUUAAUUUCCAUACUGCUAAUUAUUAUUAAUAGAGUAGUCUAAAUGUGGAUCACUGGAAUUUAGCUUUCGCUUCAGAGUUUUGACAGUUUUGAUUUCAUCAUGUGCAUAACAGACAGUACUCAUGUAAAUUGGUGUAAUCUGACCAUCCUUUUUGGACGAAUCCAGACCUCUUCAUCUGUACAGCUCUAUCUCUCAACCCUGUAACACUCGCAUAUUACUGUAUCUGCUUCAGCAGCAGUUGAGUUUGAUGGUAGAAAUAUUUCUCAGAUAUUUGUACAAAUGCAUUAUGACUAUAGGAAUAAUUUUGUUUAAAAGACAUAUGUCCUAACUAUAUGUUCUAUGUGCUUUUAUAUUUAUAAACAUAUUAUUUGUGAAAUAUUACAGAGGUAAUGACAAUUCAAAUGUACAGAACAUGGGUUUGUUAAUACACUAAAUAAAUGAAAUUUUUAUGCGCUGUCUCUGAUGAUUGGGUUUGAGUUUUCAGGGUUUAGUAAUGCCAUAAA